AUGGCGCCGGCAACCGAUGAACUCUCUGCACCCGGUGCAGGUCUUAACCAUGAAACCAUGCGUUACAAUGGCAUGGGAAACAGAUUUUCUACACUUACACAAUAUCAUGGCCUUGUACUAGCACAUGCCGUUUUGGGAACGAUAAUAUUCCUCUUUCUCAUCCCUUUUUCUGUCAUGACUGCCAGAUUCUAUUCAAGGCGUCCCGGCUGGGCCAUCAAAUACCAUGGCCAACUCAACGUCUUUUCCGGCUUGUUGCUGGUGCCUCUCUUUAUCCUGGGCUACUUUGCAGUCGGGCCAGAACGAAGCUUGACGAACCCACAUCAUGGGAUCGGUGUCGCCAUAUUCACUCUAUUUCUGGUGCAACUUAUGGGCGGUUGGGUCGUGCGAAGGGUGGCCAAGUCCGUCUCAUUACGCAUCAUGAUUCACCAAUGGUUCGGUCGAGCGAUUGCCCUCUUGGGCAUUACUCAGGUUCCGCUCGGACUCACCUUGUACGGCUCACCGCUCUACCUAUUCAUUCUUUAUGCUGUCUGGAUGUUCAUUCUCUUUAUUUUGUACUUCAUCCUGAGUUGGCGGUCUGCUUCUCACAGAGACUACUAUAUGGGUGGAGCACGCUCAGAAAUGCGGUCUGAGUUGGCGCCAACAGAAGAUACACGCACUCGAUAUACAGAGUCUGAAUAUUUCUCAGAGUACAAAUCGGAGCCUCCUAAGAGCAAAGCCAAAUGGCUAGGCCCAUUUAUCGCACUCGGUGGACUCGCAGCCCUGGCCAGAGGACGAAACAAGAAUAAGAACCAAGAAAGUGGCAGUCGAGUCCGAAGUCGAUCCCCUUCCUUUGAUCGCAGCCAAAGACCAGAGGUUCUUCCCUCUAGGACCGGAUCAGCUAGCUACCUCACUGGACACACCGGGGAAAAGUAUUCCGAUGUAACGCGGAAGGAUAACGGCGGAACUGGGGCCGGAGGUGGAAUGGCAAAGUUCUUGGCCGUCCUGGGACUCGGAAAACUGUUCUCCAAAAAGAACCGCACGCGCGAUGAAGACUACUCAGAGUAUUCUGCAGUGUCGACUGAAACACCCAGACGCCAUCGCGCAACCGCAAGCGCUCCCACUAUGACUGACUUUACCAGGACUGAUUUCACCAGCGAUGUGACACCCAAUAAUAGAAGAGAGCCCGAUAUCACCCGUACUUCGCUACUGCCACCCUCUGGAAAUCGCCCGCCACCUCCCGCAAUGUCACAAAUGCGGAGCGCCGCUGAUGGAAGUUAUACCGAGACUGCCCUGAGCUCCCCUCCUCCAUCUGUGACCCCUCGAGGCAAACGAUACCCGCCAAAUUCAGGUCGUAGCUUCUUCGAAGAGUCAGACUAUUCUUCCUAUGUCAGUCCUUCUCGGCGACCCCAGCCUGAGAAAUCUGGUGGUGGGUUUGCGAAAGGACUGCUGGGUGGUCUUGGUUUCGGAUGGUUUGCGAAGAAGAUGGCGGACAGGAGGGCAGCAAAGGAAGAGCAACGCUUACGUGAUGAAGAGGACUUGAGAUCCGGGACAUCACUGUCCAGGUUUACCGGCGGCGACGGACACGACUCUCCCACGAGACGAGACAGCCGCCGGCCCAUCGAACGUCGACAGACAGGCUACCCUCCCACGGACACGCUUCUAUCAACCGAGAUGUCGGAAUCGACCAUUGAGCCCCGGCCUGCACGAGGUAACUACGUCCCACCUACUGAAAUGAGCACUUUACCCCCGCAAUCAAAUCUCCCACCCGUGGCCGGCCGCGCAGGAAACCACUCGAGACGCAGCAGUGAGCAUGUCUCAAUGCCUGCGAUGCCACCUGAUCCCCACGGUAUCCUGGCACCCACUGAAACCACGGCCUCAGGAAUAUCCCCAGGAUCUCGGGCUCAGCGGUCCCGUCAAGGCCGGCCCGGUGACCGAGAUACAUCAAGACUUGCCCCAGGCGAGGAAGAUUCGCGUUACGAACGCUAUGCAUCCCCAGCCAGUGUCAGUGUCAAGAUGAAGGUACAUGAUGAUAAAGACAGGAACGUGACCCUCCGACGACUUACAGAGGAGGAAGCGAAGGCAGCGCGGGGCCGAAGAGACUCUGUCAGCAGCAUCUCUGGAAUAGAGUCGCCCUCGUACCGCCGACGUUACCGAAGGGACUCCAGCCAAAAGCGAGCUGAGACGGCUGCCGAGCGAAGAGCUGAAGAGGAGGAUGCCAUGCCGCCUCUGUCCCCGCCGAACCCUUCCUUUGCGAAGCAAAAACGACGAGGCAAAGAUUCCGCAUAUUACUCCGGACAACCUACGCAGGCACAAACGCCGGCGUCACUACUGCCAGGUGCCUCGGCCCAGUUUGGCCAAACCGUGUCUAGUUUGGCUGAGAGCCACGGCACUUGGAGUGGUAUCACUCCAUCUGUCAACACCUCACCCCCUGGACCUGCUGGGGAAGGGCCAGUUGACGGAUCGGCCACAGCAGAAAAUCGACGACAGCGGCGUCGACUUGAAAGGAGACGUGCAAGCGGACCUACUGCCGAACCACCUGCCACUACCAAUGUCGACAUGUUUGACUAA
Molecule: messenger RNA, 2547 nt
Organism: Fusarium subglutinans
Lineage: Eukaryota; Fungi; Ascomycota; Sordariomycetes; Hypocreales; Nectriaceae
Exons: 3
Coding region: 1-2547 (848 amino acids)
Source: RefSeq, a predicted model, not a curated record